This is a messenger RNA of Culex pipiens pallens (northern house mosquito), 2439 nucleotides long. Its product is annotated as phenoloxidase 2. Gene Ontology annotation, molecular function: oxidoreductase activity. Bases 284 to 2329 code for a protein of 681 amino acids. The transcript is spliced from 5 exons. Lineage: Eukaryota; Metazoa; Arthropoda; Insecta; Diptera; Culicidae. The record is from RefSeq and is a predicted model, not a curated record.
CAACUCUUAGUACUUUUAAUUGGACGAAAGUUCCUGCAGGUCAUUAUCACUGACGGCUGCGGUUUUCGCCGGUCCGCUCGAGGAUAAGGCAGUGACCUCUUUCUCUGCUCUACGGCCAAAACGCAUGACGCAACUGAUAAUGGCCAUGGCCUGGGAUAACACGACCCGGUUCGAGCGUGAUGACUUUGCUAUAAAAAGUGCCCGCAGGUCAUUCACAAAUCGUUAGUUCUCGUUGAACCGUGUCAGUGUCCAAGUGUCCGUGAAUUUUCCCUACUGCCCCAUCAUGAUACACAAAAAGAACCUUCUGCUGCUGUACGACCGUCCCCGGGAGCCCAUCUUCAUGGGCAAGGGCAAAGCUAUCUUUGACGUUCCGGACAACUACCUCACGGACCGUUACCGCCCGAUCGGUCCGGAGAUCCAGAACCGGUUCGGCGAUCAGGCCGAGGAGCGCAUCCCCGUUCGGAGCAUUGCCCUGCCAGAUCUGCGCAUCCCGAUGUCCUUGGGCCGGCAGGAGCAAUUUUCGCUGUUUAUUCCACGUCACCGGAAGAUUGCCGCCCGGCUGAUCGAUAUCUUCAUGGGUAUGCGCAACAUCGACGACCUGCAGAGCUGUGCCGUGUUUGCGCGGGACCGCAUCAAUCCGUACCUCUUCAACUAUGCCCUGUCGGUGGCACUGCUGCACCGUCGGGACACCAAAAAUCUGGACAUACCGUCGAUCGUGGAGGUCUUCCCGGACAAGUACAUCGACUCGAAGGUGUUUGAGCAGGUCCGUGAGGAGGCCACUGUUGUGCCUGAGGGCAUGCGAAUGCCGAUCGUCAUCCCGAAGGAUUUCACGGCGUCGGACCUGGAUGAGGAGCACCGGCUGUGGUACUUCCGGGAGGACAUUGGCGUGAAUUUGCACCACUGGCACUGGCAUCUGGUAUAUCCUUUCGAUGCCUCGAACCGAGCCAUUGUGGACAAGGACCGUCGUGGAGAGCUGUUUUACUACAUGCACUCGCAGCUGAUCGCUCGGUACAACUUCGAACGGCUGUGCAACCGACUUCAGCGCGUGAAGCGAUUGAACAACCUCCGUGAACCGAUCGCUGAAGGAUACUUCCCCAAGCUGGACUCGCUGGUCGCCAGCAGAACUUGGCCCGGUCGUGUGGACAAUGCCGUCAUCAAGGAUCUGAACCGUGAGCUGGACCAAAUCAAGCAAGACGUGGCCGACGUAGAGCGUUGGAUUGACCGUAUCUACGAGGCCGUCCACCAGGGCUUCGUCGUGGACGAGUCCGGCAAUCGGAUCUUCCUGGACGAGGAAAAGGGCAUCGACGUCUUGGGCAACAUCAUCGAAUCAUCGAUUCUAUCACCAAAUCGACAACUGUACGGAGACAUGCACAACGCAGGUCACGUGUUCUUGUCGUACACGCACGAUCCGGACCACCGCCACCUGGAGUCUUUCGGGGUGAUGGGUGACGUGGCCACGGCCAUGCGCGAUCCAGUGUUCUACCGGUGGCACGCGUACAUUGACGACAUCUUCCAGGAGCACAAGAUCAAGCUGGCACCGUACAGCAAGCAACAGCUGACGUUCGAAGGAAUUUCGGUGACGGGAAUUGCCGUCAAGUCGGAAGGUGCUCCGGAUAACGUGAUGCACACAUUCUGGCAGCAGUCGGAUGUGGACCUAUCCCGCGGCAUGGACUUUGUCCCGAGGGGAAACGUUUACGCCAGGUUCACUCACCUUCAGCACGCUCCAUUUAUUUUCACCAUUCAAAUCGACAACGACUCCGACGCCCAACGAAUGGGCUUCGUGCGCAUCUUUAUGGCGCCGAAGAACGACGAACGUGGCCAGCCGAUGCUGUUCCGCGACCAGCGACUGUUUAUGGUCGAAAUGGACAAGUUCUUGGUGGCACUGCGUCCCGGUUCGAACCGAAUCCGGCGCCGAUCGACCGAGUCCACCGUGACGAUUCCGUUCGAGCGGACGUUCCGCAACCUUGAAGUCGGCCGGCCAGAAGCGGGAACGCCCCAGGAGGAAGCUUUCAACUUCUGCGGCUGCGGAUGGCCCGCGCACAUGCUCGUUCCGAAGGGGCUCCCCGAGGGUUUCCCCACCGAGCUGUUCGUGAUGGUUUCCGACUACGAGGAGGACCGCGUCGUGCAGGAUCUGGUCGGAACGUGCAACGAUGCCGCCUCCUACUGUGGCGUGCGCGAUCGGCUCUAUCCGGACAAGAAGGCGAUGGGCUAUCCGUUUGACCGGUUGGCGCGCACCGGAGUGGACCGACUGGCGACGUUCUUGACACCGAACAUGGCCGUACAGGCGGUGAACGUCAUCCAUAUCGACAAAACGGUUCAGCGGACCUAGGAUUUUGGAGAUGUCCUAUUUCAAUUUUUUUUAACAAAUCUUUCGGAAAAUGAUUUUUUAUGGCUCAUUGUUAUCCUAUAUUCAAGCAAAUAUAUCAAAUUUAUAUUCAA